This is a messenger RNA of Rhinocladiella mackenziei CBS 650.93, 4488 nucleotides long. RefSeq lists its product as uncharacterized. The transcript has a single exon. Gene Ontology annotation, cellular component: membrane. The record is from RefSeq and is a predicted model, not a curated record. Gene Ontology annotation, biological process: transmembrane transport. Lineage: Eukaryota; Fungi; Ascomycota; Eurotiomycetes; Chaetothyriales; Herpotrichiellaceae. The coding region runs from base 1 to 4488 and encodes 1495 amino acids. Gene Ontology annotation, molecular function: ATP binding; ATP hydrolysis activity; ABC-type transporter activity.
AUGGUUGAAGCUCUCUCGAAGGAGCUGGGUUUGAAUGAACCAACCCAGCAACAUGGGUUUAACGCAGAUCAGCAUGCCGAGAAAGAGCCUCAUAUUCCUAUGUCAAAAACAGAAAUCCACACACUACGAGACGUGGAAGUGGCUGACCACCAAAAAGGGUAUCGUCCGUCGACUGAUUCCUAUGGCCUUCAACAUCCGACCUCAGGUGUUGAUGUCGAACGGGCUGAAAAGGACUUUGCGGAACUAAGCAGAGAACUCAGUGCCAUAAGCCGUCGCAUGUCUCGUACCCAAUCUAAAACGUCAGCUGCCAAAGAAAGAGACCUCGAGAAAGCCACCAGCUCAUCAGAGUACGCUUCAGAGGAUGUCUUUGACCUGGAAACUACUCUUCGCGGCAACAGAGAAGCCGACCAUGCAGCGGGCAUCAAAUCGAAAUAUAUCGGUGUGAUCUGGGAGAAUCUGACUGUUCGAGGAAUUGGUGGCACCAAAAAUUUCGUCAAAGUUUUCCCUGAUGCUUUUAUCGACUUCUUCAAUGUUCCUGGAACCAUUAUGAGCAUCUUUGGGCUGGGCAAAAGGGGCAAGGAGUUCAAUAUCUUGCAAAACUUCCGUGGUGUCGUCAAACCGGGAGAGAUGGUUCUCGUUCUUGGUCGACCUGGAAGUGGUUGUACGACAUUCCUGAAAGUCAUCGCCAAUCAACGUUUCGGCUAUACCGGUAUCGACGGAGAAGUUCUCUACGGCCCUUUCGAUGCGUCAACAUUUUCCAAGCGCUAUCGAGGCGAAGCCGUCUACAAUCAAGAAGACGAUGUUCAUCACCCCACGCUGACGGUUGGUCAGACCCUUGGGUUUGCCCUUGACACCAAAACUCCCGGAAAGCGCCCUGCGGGUAUGAGCAAAGCUGAGUUUAAAGAAAAGAUCAUCAAUCUUCUUCUCAAAAUGUUCAACAUUGAGCACACGAUCCACACCAUUGUUGGCAACCCUUUUAUGCGGGGUAUUUCCGGUGGUGAAAGGAAACGAGUCUCCAUUGCGGAGAUGAUGGUAACUCGAGCCACUGUUUGUGCCUGGGAUAACAGUACACGGGGACUCGAUGCGUCCACUGCUCUCGAUUAUGCCAAGUCGCUACGAAUCAUGACGAACAUUUACAAGACAACGACUUUUGUCUCCCUCUAUCAAGCAUCCGAGAGCAUUUACAACCAGUUCGACAAGGUGAUGGUGAUUGAUGAGGGUCGGCAGGUCUUCUUUGGACCGGCCAAAGAAGCACGAGCAUAUUUUGAAGGAUUGGGUUUUCUGGAAAAGCCGCGACAAACCACACCCGACUACUUGACGGGAUGUACGGAUGAAUUUGAGCGAGAAUACAAACCGGGCAGAUCCCUCGAAAACGCCCCUUCGACCCCGGAUUCAUUUGUGGAAGCAUUCAACCAAUCCGUGUAUUCCGAAAAGUUGGUGAGAGACAUGGCUGACUAUCGGGAGUCCAUCCGCGAAGAGAAGCAGAUAUAUGACGAUUUCGCUGCGGCACACCGGGAAGCCAAACGCAAACACACUCCUAAAAGCUCCGUCUACUCUGUUCCUUUCUAUCUACAAAUCUGGGCCUUGAUGCGACGACAAUACUUGAUCAAAUGGCAGGAUAAAUUUUCGCUGGUGGUUUCAUGGAUCACAUCGAUUGUCGUUGCAAUUAUUGUCGGGACCGUCUGGUUGGAUCAACCCAAAACCUCGGCCGGUGCCUUCACUCGAGGUGGUGUUCUCUUCAUUGCUCUGCUCUUCAAUGCAUUCCAAGCUUUCGCAGAGCUUGCCUCGACCAUGUUGGGUCGGCCUAUUGUCAACAAACACCGAGCAUACACUUUCCACCGACCAGGAGCACUCUGGCUCGCGCAAAUUCUGGUGGAUCUGGCCUUUGCUUCGGUCCAGAUCUUCGUCUUCAGCGUCAUUGUUUACUUCAUGACCGGACUGGUUCGAACGCCCGGUGCAUUCUUCACCUUCGUCCUCAUCAUCAUUGCUGGAUAUCUAUCGAUGACGUUGUUCUUCCGCACUGUUGGCUGUCUAUGUCCCGAUUUUGAUUAUGCCAUAAAAUUCGCCGCCGUCAUUAUUACCCUCUUCGUCAUUACGUCCGGAUAUCUCAUUCAAGACCAAAGUCAGCAAGUGUGGUUGAGGUGGAUAUUCUACAUCAACGCGCUCGGUCUCGGCUUUGCAGCCAUGAUGAUGAAUGAGUUCAUGAGAUUGACCAUGCGUUGCACAUCAGAAUCAUUGAUUCCAUCUGGGCCCGGAUACGACAAUAUUGACAACCAGGUAUGCACAUUGGCCGGAUCUGAAGCGGGAUCUACCGAAGUAUCUGGGACGGCUUAUGUGAAGACGGGUUUUUCAUACAACCCGUCCGAUCUCUGGAGAAACUUUGGUAUCAUUGUCGCCUUGAUCGCAUUCUUUCUCGUCACGAACGUUGUCUUGGGGGAAAUGGUCAAGUACGGAGCCGGUGGUCGCACAGUGACGUACUUCACGAAAGAAAAUCGAGAAAGAAAGGAGCUGAAUGAGAAGCUUCAGGAACGUAAAAGGAGAAGACAGACGAAACAGGAUGCGGAAGACCGCUCCGAGCUCAAUAUUACGUCUAAAGCCGUCUUGACCUGGGAGAACCUUACCUAUGAUGUGCCCACCCCGUCAGGCCCACUUCGGCUUCUGAAAGACGUGUUUGGCUACGUCCGACCAGGACAGCUGACGGCCUUAAUGGGAGCCAGUGGAGCAGGCAAAACAACCCUCCUCGACGUGCUUGCUGCACGUAAGAAUAUUGGCGUGAUUGGAGGCGAUAUCUUGGUGGACGGUCAGAAGCCAGGGAUUGGAUUCCAAAGAGGGACGUCAUAUGCCGAACAGCUCGAUGUCCACGAAUCAACGCAAACGGUCCGAGAAGCUCUUCGCUUCAGUGCCGAUCUCCGUCAGCCUUACGAGGUCCCCAGGGAGCAAAAGUACGCUUACGUGGAAGAAGUUUUGUGCUUACUUGAGCUGGAGAAUCUCGCCGACGCGAUCAUCGGUAACCCUGAAAGUGGUCUUUCAGUUGAAGAGCGAAAGAGAGUCACGAUCGGUGUCGAAUUGGCUGCGAAGCCUCAACUUCUUCUCUUCCUCGACGAGCCCACUUCAGGUCUCGACUCACAAUCCGCGUUCAACAUUGUUCGGUUCUUACGCAAGCUAGCCGCGGCAGGUCAGGCCAUUCUCUGUACGAUCCAUCAACCGAACAGUGCACUGUUUGAGAACUUCGACAGACUCCUCUUGUUACAAAAGGGCGGCGAGACCGUGUAUUUCGGCGAAAUCGGCAAAGAUGCGCAAGUUCUGCUGAGCUAUUUCCGCAAAUACGGCGCGGAUUGUCCUCCCGACGCUAAUCCGGCCGAAUGGAUGCUCGAUGCCAUCGGUGCCGGCAUUGCCCCUCGUAUCGGCAACCGCGACUGGGGGGAAAUUUGGCGGGACAGCGACGAACUAGCAACGGCCAAAGCAGAGAUCGUGGAAAUGAAAACCCAACGUCAACGGGAGGUUGCCAAUGAACCGAAACUGGAUGAAAAGGAAUACGCAUCCCCUCUCUGGCAUCAGAUCAAAGUCGUCUCGUGGCGCACACACCUUGCCUUUUGGCGCUCGCCCAACUACGGCUUUACUCGACUCUUCAACCACGUCGCCGUUGCGUUGUUGUCGGGUCUCGCCUUCUUGCAACUCGACGACAGCCGCUCCAGCUUGCAGUACCGCGUCUUCGUCAUCUUCCAAGUGACCAUCAUUCCGGCCCUGAUUCUCGCGCAGGUGGAACCCAUGUACGAUCUCUCCCGGCUGAUCUUCUACCGCGAAUCUGCCGCCAAAGCAUACAAGCAAUUCCCAUUUGCUCUCGCCAUGGUCUGCGCCGAAAUGCCCUACAGCCUCCUCUGUGCCGUCGGCUUCUUUAUCCCCCUCUACUACCUGCCAGGCUUCAAUGGCUCCUCUUCGCGUGCCGGAUACCAGUUCUUCAUCGUGCUGAUCACCGAGCUCUUCUCCGUGACGCUGGGUCAGAUGAUCGCCGCCCUCACGCCCUCUAGUUUUAUUUCGAGCUUGAUCAACCCGUUCAUCGUCAUUGUGUUCGCGCUUUUCUGCGGUGUGACCAUCCCUAAACCCCAGAUCCCCGGCUUCUGGCGUGCCUGGCUGUAUCAACUCGACCCGUUCACCCGGCUGGUCUCUGGCAUGGUCACCACCGAACUCCACGGCUUACCUGUGGUUUGUACGCGAGGAGAACUCAAUUCUUUCCCCUCGCCCCAGGGCCAGGAUUGUGGCGAAUAUAUGGCUGAUUUCUUCCAAAGAGGCGGCCCGGGGUAUCUUGUCAGCAACGUCAGUGAUGUGUGUCAGUACUGCGCAUAUCGAGUGGGAGAUCAGUUUUAUGAGCCACUGCAGUUGAGUUUUAAUCAUCGCUGGAGGGAUCUGGGGAUUUUCGCGGCGUUUAUCGCGAGUAAUCUGAUCCUCUUGUUUUUAGGAUCGAGAUAUUUGAACUUUAAUAGACGGUAA